UACGUCCACGCCUGAAGACAUGGUGCUUCGCUGGCUGAUUGUGGACGUCGCCGCGGCCGAAUGCGGCGCUGUGCGAACACCGCGGUCACCUCUGCUCCUGACCGCGCAGUAGCUCCUCCAAAGCCGCUGAGAGCAUGCAGACUGCCGAGCGCUCUGUGUGAAGGUUAAACAGGGCGGAUCACUGCUGUCAGCCUCUCAUAAACCCUUAUUGUCUGCGUUGGAUAGCCUCGCUUCUUUACCAAAGAAAAGAAAAAAACUGAAAAUCUGCGGAUAUUUCCGAGGAUGGAGCGGAAUGGGAAUACAUGUGAGGAUGACUCUCUGUGUGCUGAGGAGGAGGAAGAAGUGGAUCCAAGAAUCCAGGGAGAACUGGAGAAGCUGAACCAGUCCACAGAUGACAUCAACCGCUUGGAGAGCGAGCUGGAGGACUUCCGCCAGAGGUUUCGAGCAGUGCUGGUAGAAGCAUCAGUGAAGCUGGACGAACUGAUGAAGAAAAUUGGACGAGCUGUGGACGACUCCAAACCUUACUGGGAGGCCCGCAAAGUGGCAAGACGGGCCCAGAUUGAAGCCCAAAAAGCCACCCAAGAAUUCCAGCGGGCGGUGGAGAUCUUGCGGGCAGCCAAGGAGACCAUCGCCCUGGCUGAGGAGAAGCUUCUGGAGGAGGACACCCGUCAGUUUGACUCUGCCUGGCAGGAAAUGCUCAACCAUGCCACCCAGAGAGUGAUGGAGGCGGAGCAAGCAAGAACGCGGAGUGAAGCCGAACACAAAAAAACAGCGGUCAACUACAAUUCCAGCAUCGGGCACAUGAAGCAGCUAGAGAAGAAGCUAAAGCGCUCCAUAAACAAAUCCAGACCCUAUUUUGAACUGAAAGCCAAAUAUUAUCUACAGCUUGAGCAACUGAAGCAUCAUGUGGACGAACGUCAGACCAAGCUUGUGGUUGCCAAAUCCGAGUACCGCACAGCGUUAUGCAACCUAGAGAGCAUUUCGGAAGAAAUCCAUGCUCACCGGCGCUCCCAUGCUAUGGGAACCAGGGAGCAAGGCGUGGGUGCAGAGGUGGACGAAUGUCAUGAUGACAUCGCCAACUUCAAGAUGGAGUCAGACGGUCUGUCAAUGGUGUCAGUUUCAGUUGACGAAGCAGGCAGUCAAAGCUCAGAGGAGGAGGAAGACACCCACACCACCUCCUCAUGCCGAACGAUGCCCUCCUCACCUUCCUCACCAUGCUCCCAUCCUUCCACCUCUGCCUCCACCCUCAUGAGCAUGCCCUGCUCCUCUGGCUACACCCCCUGCUCCUUCCUCUCAACUUCUUUUUCCUCCUCCAUCCUCUCCUCCUCUUGUCCUGAAGGUCUGGAGUCAGAGGGCCUCUGCAGCUCUCAUGACCCAGACCUGAUGUACAGUUCUGGUCAUGUCUCACCUCUCCUGGGCCCUCGCAGCCAGUGCAGUGGAGCUUCUUCUCCAGACUGCGAUCAGGAGAGAGGCGACAGAGCAGAAGGAGCCGAGGCGUCAUUAGAAGGCGGCCUCAGCAGGCUGACCUUGACUGGUUCUCAAAACCCCGGAGACUCUGAGGAUGAGCAGGAUCCACAUUACAUCAACCCUGAAAUUUCCUCUCCCAGCUCUGCCACGUCCAUUCUGCUUCUGAACAGUGUCCAAUAAAUCUGCAUCACACCUGAAAACUCUGACUGCGUCCGCUUCAAGCUCCAACCUGGACUUAUUGACAGAGCAGGAUGAUGAAGUGUGACCGAAAGUAACAGCAAGACGUGAAGCUGCUCUCCUGCAUGACUCCCCGUCUCAGUGUUGUGUAAACAUCAGUGUUGUCACAUGGAAGCUGGUGUGUUUAACAUCAUUAUACCCUUGUUUAAUGAAUUCUCAAGCUAUAUGGACAUGAUAAAUGAUAGAGGGUGGAAAACAGACAGUAUUUGGAUCUCUGUGGUAUUAGUGCUGGUAUUAAUCAAAGGGCAUUCAUGAUUUUUAACUGAAACUCCAACGGUUUCCUGAAACAAUACUGUUGGACUGAUUUUCUUUGGUUUGCUUUUGCAAAGAGACCUUCUUCCUCGACCGGUGUGCCAUAACACCUCUUGAUGUUUUACCAGAGUGACAGAUUUCCUUUUAAAGCUGCUAAAGCUAUGCAGUGAUGUGUCCAAGUAAAUACAGCCAUCGUCAGUUAAUGCAAACGCUUGAAAGAGCAGACAUUUCCACAUGAGGAACCAAAUGGGACAGAAUCAAGCUGUAUUUUUUUUGGGGGCUCAACAUUGUCACUCCAGCCACUCUGAAAAGCAAAUAAGGCGCCGAUUUUGGAGAAAUGUGAAGGAAGGACCCAGAAGUAACUCUGAGCACUAAACAGACUUAGAGCUUGACCUAACCCUUUAGCUACAUAAACGUCUUCCAUUGGGCCUUGUGAAAGAGUGAGUGAAUGUGUCACUGAGGGCAAAGUUCAGAGAGCAUUCUGAGGUUUCUCUGUGUGGCUGAGUGAAUGAUUUUGUGCUUUGGACAGUUGUUCAGCUAUUACCCUGUUGUAGAGAUAUUCUAUAUUUAUACUCCUGUAUUCUUGUAUAUGAAACAUGUUUUGUGGUUACUGUUGUAAUUGUUUAGUACAAGAUAAGCAUUAAAUGUGGGCUUCAUGUAA
Molecule: messenger RNA, 2617 nt
Organism: Girardinichthys multiradiatus
Lineage: Eukaryota; Metazoa; Chordata; Actinopteri; Cyprinodontiformes; Goodeidae
Product: SH3 domain-binding protein 5-like
Exons: 9
Coding region: 283-1647 (454 amino acids)
Biological process (GO): negative regulation of protein tyrosine kinase activity; intracellular signal transduction
Cellular component (GO): cytoplasm
Molecular function (GO): protein kinase inhibitor activity
Source: RefSeq, a predicted model, not a curated record